Molecule: messenger RNA, 879 nt
Organism: Mesoplodon densirostris (Blainville's beaked whale)
Lineage: Eukaryota; Metazoa; Chordata; Mammalia; Artiodactyla; Ziphiidae
Gene: SELENOV
Product: selenoprotein V
Exons: 5
Biological process (GO): response to selenium ion
Cellular component (GO): cytosol
Source: RefSeq, a predicted model, not a curated record
AUGAACAACCAGGCGCGGGCCCCAGCUCCUUCCCCGGUCUGGCCCUCGGCCUCGGUCCGGGCCUUGACUCUGGCCUGGGGUACGACCCCGGUCAGGACUUCGAUCCAGGUUUGGACUCCGACUCUGGUCCCGGCCUUGGGCCCGAUCCAGACCCUGAUUCUGGUCCGGACCCUGACACCGGUCCAGUCCCCGACUCCGGUCCAGAUCCUGACUCCGGCCCGGAUCCCAACCCCGACCCCAUCUCAGGUCCUGCUUCCUGCCUCGGAAUCAUUUCCGAACUCGGCCCUAUCUUUGGAUCUGCCCUAGGAACCUGAACCCGAGCUCACUUUGUCAUCUGAUAGGGAUCCUGAGCCAGCCUUGAGGGUGAAGCACGUCCCAUCUGUCACCGAUGGAUUUGGUCCCAUCCAAGAGCCCUUUCCUGCCCUUACUCCACUGGCCACCGAUUUACUGGGGCCCCCCCUUGGGUCCACUCUGAGGGCAGACCUAUCGGCCACCAAGUUGACAGAUUCCUCUUCUGGACAUAUCCUGGGGACGCCCAUCCUGGGGGCCAUCCCGGCAUUAGCUGUCGCCUUACCGAUUUCUACCCAUGCGUUCGCCUCCACCAGCAAGAACAUCCACGUGGACGGAAGGAUCAUGAUUCGAGGGGUUGGCCUCUGAAGCUAUGGACUUCGGUAUAUCCUACUGAAAAAGAGUCUGGAGCAGCAAUUUCCAAACUGUCUACUCUUUGAGGAGGACAUAUCUGCCCAGGCUACAGGGGAAUUUGAAGUGUUCGUGGACGGGAAACUGGUCCAUUCAAAGAAGAAAGGUGAUGGCUUCGUGGAUGAGACCAAGCUGCAGAAAAUUGCGAGCCUUAUCAAUGAGGAGAUCAAGAAAAGGUAG